AAAAAAAUCAACGUGAGAAGAAGGGCCGGCAAGAGAAAGAAACGGCGCCUUUUUUUUUUUUGGUUGUUUUUGUUUUUGGAUUUUUUUUUUUUUGCUAAAAUGACGACGUUAGUGUUGGAUAACGGAGCCUACAAUGCCAAAAUCGGUUACAGCCAUGAAAAUGUCUCGGUUGUUCCUAACUGCCAGUUCAGGUCAAAAACAGCACGUCUUAAAACGUUCACUGCUAACCAGAUAGAUGAAAUAAAAGACCCUUCUGGACUCUUUUACAUUCUUCCCUUUCAGAAGGGUUACUUGGUGAAUUGGGAUGUUCAAAGACAAGUUUGGGAUUACCUUUUUGGAAAAGAAAUGUAUCAGGUUGAUUUUUUAGAUACUAAUAUUAUUAUCACAGAACCAUAUUUUAACUUCACUUCAAUUCAAGAAUCCAUGAAUGAAAUCCUAUUUGAAGAAUACCAGUUCCAAGCAGUAUUAAGAGUAAAUGCUGGGGCUCUCAGUGCACAUAGGUAUUUCCGAGAUAAUCCUUCCGAAUUAUGCUGUAUCAUUGUGGAUAGUGGAUAUUCCUUUACACAUAUAGUCCCUUAUUGUAGAAGUAAAAAGAAAAAAGAAGCAAUUAUUAGGAUAAAUGUGGGAGGAAAACUCCUAACCAAUCAUCUAAAGGAGAUCAUAUCUUAUAGGCAGUUACAUGUUAUGGAUGAAACCCACGUGAUUAACCAAGUGAAAGAAGAUGUCUGCUAUGUGUCUCAGGACUUUUAUAGAGAUAUGGAUAUUGCCAAGUUGAAAGGAGAAGAAAAUACAGUAAUGAUAGACUAUGUUUUGCCUGACUUUAGUACAAUUAAAAAGGGCUUUUGUAAGCCAAGGGAAGAGAUGGUGUUAAGUGGAAAAUAUAAAUCUGGGGAACAAAUUCUUCGUCUGACCAAUGAAAGAUUUGCUGUUCCAGAAAUACUUUUUAAUCCUUCUGAUAUAGGCAUUCAAGAAAUGGGAAUUCCAGAAGCUAUUGUCUAUUCAAUUCAGAACUUACCUGAAGAAAUGCAGCCACAUUUUUUUAAGAACAUCGUUUUGACGGGAGGAAAUUCCCUCUUCCCAGGAUUUAGGGAUCGGGUUUACUCAGAGGUUCGAUGUCUCACUCCAACGGACUAUGAUGUUUCUGUUGUGCUGCCCGAAAACCCUAUUACUUACUCCUGGGAAGGUGGAAAAUUGAUAUCAGAGAAUGAUGAUUUUGAAGAUAUGGUGGUAACAAGAGAAGAUUAUGAAGAAAAUGGACAUAGCGUCUGUGAAGAGAAAUUUGAUAUUUAAAUAACAUUUCUGAAUGAAAGUUUUGACUGGUUGUAACAAAGGUUUAAUUUAAAUGUUCUUUUUAAAGGAGGUUAAGGGCCUGUGCUCCCUUUUAUCUUAAGAUAAAGACUUGAACUUAUGUAAAUACUUUGAUGCAUGGCUAAUUUUCAAAGGUUUCCAAGGUAGGUUAUUAAGUGAACUGUAACUUGGCCCAUAUUUUCAUUUCGGCUAGACUACUGUAACAAUGCUUACGUUGUUUCUGAGAGUAGGUUAUCUUACAUUAGAAGAUGAAAGAGUGAAUGCAUUUUAAGUUUCAGUCUUCAAAGCUGAAAGCAGAAACUUCACUGUCUCUCUGGUCAGUUUUCCUUUGGAGGUAAUUUUGUGUGCCUUUGACUAGGAAUUGGCCGGUGUUUUCAGUCUGAUAUGAUUUCUCUCUCUUUUAAAACCAAGUAUUUUACUUUAAAGUUGUCAUUUUUAUUUGCAUAUACUAAAGUUGGAAAGACCAAUCAUAUGUGGGUUUCAUGUUUAUUUUUUACUUAGAGUAAGUUUGAAAGGGUGGAGACUAAAGCCCAUUUACUGAAGUGUUUUUGGUUACUACUCUGUUGGCAGAAAUGUAUUAUUUCACUCAAUAAAAUACUCCACCAUUUUUGGGGAUGAAAUGAAAUUUGAAGUUAACUUGGGGUUGUUCAAAGACUUUGUACAAAUGCUAGUGUUUAGUUUUAAAAACUCUUAUGUAAUCUACAGUAUGUAAGUUGUUAAAGGUUAUAGCUUUUGAAUUUAGGGAAACGGCUUACAGUGACAUUAACAAAUGGGGCAGGUAGGCUCCUUUGAUUGCAAACAGUAAAAACUCCUUAGGGUUGUCCUAAGCAAAACAACAUUUAUCAGCAGGACAGAGAACAGCUCAUAAAAUCUAAGAAAAAGCUGGGCCACCCUGACCGUGUCGCUCUGUGGAUUGGGUGUUGUCCCGCAAACUGAAAGGUAGCCAGUUCAAUUCCCAGUCAGGGCAAAGGCCUGGGUUGCGGGCCAGGUCCCCAGUUCAGAGUGUUGUAGAGGCAACUGAUUGAUGUUUCUGUCUUAUAUCAAUGUUUCUCUCCCUCUCUUCCUCCCUCCCUUCAUCUCUGUCUAAAAAUAAAUAAAUAAAAUCCUUAAAAAAUAAAAGAAAAGGCUAGACCAAUAGCCUUAAGAAUGAAAACCAGAUAAACUUAGGCAUCUAGGUUAUAGAAACUAGGGGACAAUCCAUAUAGAGCCCUGCCAUCAAAAUAGCUCAGUUUCUGUAUUUUCUGUUUGGUCUUUUUUUUUUUUUAAAGAUUUUAUUUAUUUAUUUUAGAGAGGGAAGGGAGGAGAGAGAGAGAGAGAGAGAGAGAGAGAGAGAGAGAGAGAGAGAGAG
Molecule: messenger RNA, 2656 nt
Organism: Phyllostomus hastatus (greater spear-nosed bat)
Lineage: Eukaryota; Metazoa; Chordata; Mammalia; Chiroptera; Phyllostomidae
Gene: ACTR6
Product: actin related protein 6
Exons: 11
Coding region: 100-1290 (396 amino acids)
Cellular component (GO): Swr1 complex
Molecular function (GO): nucleosome binding
Source: RefSeq, a predicted model, not a curated record